AUGGAUCGAAGCUUAUGCCUCUGCCUACUGAUUUGCCUGUUCUUGCAGUGCCCAUUCAGUUAUUCUUGGAAGAGUCUAACAUUUCUUGAUCUUGGUUCCAACUUACUGCAGGGACCAUUACCUGCUUCUCUCUGCAACUUAGAAAAGCUGCAAUAUCUUCUCCUGUCUGACAACAAACUGACCGGAACAAUACCUCACUGUUUCGGGAACAUCAGCACACAGCUCACGGUGUUGGACUUGCGGAGAAACGACUUUCAUGGGAUGAUUCCAACAACGUUUCCAGAGCGCAAUGAGCUCAGGAAUCUUGGUCUCAACGGCAAUCAACUAGAAGGGCCCCUGCCACGAUCUUUGAUCAACUGCAAGAGCUUGGAAGUUCUCGACGUUGGACAAAACCAUAUAACUGGUCCAUUCCCUGACUGGCUCGGAACUCUUCCAGAGCUACGUGUUCUGAUUUUGAAAUUGAAUAGAUUGCAAGGUCCAAUUGGAAAUUCAUCGAAUAAAUCAUCAUUCCAGAAGCUCAAGAUCUUGGACAUAUCUUACAAUAAUUUCACCGGCUAUGUACCUGCCAAGAUGCUUGAAAAUUUUCGGGCUAUGAAGAAGAAUGGCAGCGAAACGUCACAACGUCAAUACAUGGGAGAUGGCUCAUACUAUCUAGAUUCCGUGACUGUAAUCAUGAAAGGGCUAGAAUACCAAGUAAAGCGGAUCCUCACGGUUUUCACAACCAUCGAUUUGUCUGGAAACCAAUUCGAAGGAAACAUUCCGAAAUCCAUUGGGGAUCUCAAUUCUCUCGUGGUAUUCAACUUGUCCCACAAUAACUUCAAUGCCUUGGACCUUUCCCAGAAUCAUCUGGUGGACCAAUUCCUUCAGGUGGGCACUUCAAUACCUUUCCUAAUUCUUCAUUUACUGGGAACCCCGGAUUGUGUGAUUUUCCGCUUAAAGAUUGUGGAGAAGUUGAUGGACCGCAACCAUCUCCCUGGCGGGUAUCUCAUCACGGAGAUUGUUAGAUCUUACGAGUGGAUUUACAUGGAAACCAGUGGUCUUAGGAUAUUGUUUUGGAAUGAUCCUUGGAGUGGCCAUUGGAUUCCUAAUGUUCUCUACUCGAACCCCAAGAUUGUUCGUUGCUAUGGUUGA
Messenger RNA from Coffea arabica (coffee), 1131 nucleotides. The record is from RefSeq and is a predicted model, not a curated record. NCBI's taxonomy places the organism in Eukaryota, Viridiplantae, Streptophyta, Magnoliopsida, Gentianales, Rubiaceae.